AUGAUCACGAUUGGCGAUAAUAUUCGCGGGCAACGGAUGCUGCGCCUUCUGCUCGCAUUUCACCUGAUCGGUCUUUGGUAUUCCCCCACAACGGCUCUGACAGUCGACAAUCAAUUGGUCUCCGCACGCAAUGACUGCUUCGAGCGGAUCGCAUUGGAGGCGAUGCUGCCAUUUGAGAAGACCUUCCGCACCGAAGACACCAACUCGCUGAAGAUGUGCAAGGAGAAGUGCCUGCAGGCGGGCGAGAAGUGUCAGGCGAUCUCGUUCGGUGUUCAUCGACGCGGAAACGGCACUUGUCAGUUGUCAUCGGAACAGUACGGCUCCGGGGGCGGAGGUCGGCCGGGGGGUGUGAUUUUCGAUCCCGACUUUGAUCUGUACACGCGCAAGACGAACUGCUUCGAUUUGAGCGACAAUUCGAUUGGCCCCGGCCUCCAGCCCGUCCCGGGUCCCAGUCCCAUCUCGCCGGGACCGACGCCCGUGGAUUUGCCCAACCGACCGCUGGACGUGGGCAAUACCCCCGUGCUGGUGGUGAAUCCCACUCCACAUACGGAUGGUGGUGCACCGCCGCCUCCGCCGCCACUCUCCUCGCUGGGACCAGCUCCUGGGUUGGGAGAUCGCCUGUACUUCUCCCACGAUCUAUAUCCGCUGUACAAGUAUCCCACUCUCUACGAGAACAACUAUCCGUCGCCCAAUGAAGAUGUCUACAUUCCCGGGGGUUAUGCUGCCAAUGCUCCCGAGGUGGAUGAACGCUAUCGUCCACAUUAUGGCCCAGUGGAUCAUGCGGAGGAUGAAGGCCCAAGACCCACGCCACAUGGUCCGCCUAGACCCAUCUUUGGGUUGGGUUAUGGCAAUGGCUAUAGCUAUGGCUCACCGGAGAGAUAUACACCACCGCCAACGAUGAGACCUUCGAGCGGUUCUUCGGAAGAACGACCCAGCUAUGCAGCCAGGCCGCCACCCAGACCUACUGCUGAUCGUCCAGAUUAUCCGCCAGGGCCGCCGCCGCCACCACGUCCCUAUGACAGCUCCACGCCGCCUUCAUACGGACCACGACCCAGUCCCAGCUAUGAUGGGCCGCGUCCCAGUCCCAGCUAUGAUGGACCGCGUCCCAGUCCCAGCUAUGAUGGUCAUCGAGAGCCACGUCCAGACUACACCAAUCGUCCGGACCCGCCGCCACAUCAACCCCAUGAUGGUUAUGGAAUGAAUGGACCCUCGGCCAGACCUUCUCCUCCUCCCUAUGAAGCUCCUCCGCCGCCAAGAGAUGAAUAUAUUCGAAGGAAUGGCAGUGCCAUGCGUCCAGCAGAUGGUUAUGGAGGCUAUGAUGAUGACAAGACUAUAGCCACCUAUUUUAAUCCAGAUGAUUUUAAACGACCCAUGCCCGGUGACAGAGAUCGAGAUAGAGAUCGGGAUCGCGAUCGCGAUCGUCUAGGCUAUCCCAUGGAUGAACUUAAGGCCUGCUUCCGGCGUGUCCUGGCCGGCAAACGGAUAGCACCACAUUGGGUGCGUCGCUCCAUAUCCUGCGAACGGGUGGAGGAGUGCAUGCGGGAAUGUGGUCGGGAGAGGCGCUUUAUGUGCGAAGGAUUCAACUACCGACUGGAUCCGUCGGGUCAUGGUCAGGGGGAUUGCGAGCUGGUGGAGAUGCCACUGGCCCAGAUGGACCUGUACUCCAGUCCAGAUCGGCGGGAUGCCAAUCUGCUAAGGCAUCCAGACUACGAUUACUAUGAGAGGGAUCGCAAUGCACCCAGCAGUUGUAGGCGAAGUGCUUGCCAGGAUUGCUCCAAGGGUCCAGUGAGCAGUCAGCCGGUGUACUUUAAGCCCAGCGGUGGCGGUGGAGGAUAUGGUGAUCGUGACAGGGACCGAGACAGGGAUCACUAUCGUCCGCCCAGCAGCACGGCUGUGGAUCAUUAUCGUGGUCCUUCGGGCCCACCAUCGAGUGGCUCCUAUGAGCACCGACCGCCCUUCUCCUCAGAGUACCAUGGCUCCCACAGUUCAUCCUCCUCAGUGUCCUCAUAUGAGUUCUCCUCUCAUGGCUCUGGCUCCAGUUCAGGCUCCAGUUCCGGUUACUUUGGACACACGCCUCCAAGCAGUUAUGGCGGUGGUGAGCACCCCUAUGUGGAUCGUCAUGAUCCGCCGCGAUAUAGACCUGGUGGUAUAGGCUCCCGACCGGAUCGCUGGGAAACACUACCAAGCAGCUCUGGUUACGACAGCUCAGCUUAUAGGCCACCACGUCCAGAAACGGAUCGUAUUGACAAGUAUCGACCACCUUAUCGUCCUGGCUCGGAUUUCUCACCUUACCGACCGCCAAGUCGUCCUUCGCACAAUUACCUCGACCGAGACGGAGGCGGUCCACCAGGACCACCACCUCCGCCAGGAUCAUACAAGAAGUCCAACAAAUUUGUGCCUUACCUCAUUGGCGGCGAGGACAAUUGGGGUCACUAUGGUGGUAACUACGGUGGCAGCAGCAAGCACUCUUCGUCGUCCUCCUCCUCAUACUGGGGACUAACGGAGUCGCAGAGACGGAAAGAUCAUCAGGAUUUUAAUUACUUCCAAUUGGGGGCACCACAUCGCGAGUCGAACUCAGUGCUGAGCUAUCCGGGCUCCAGUUAUGAGGAUGAUUAUCCCCGCAGGCGCAAUGAUUACCGGCAACAGUGGACGCGACGACCAGGACAGGAUGAGUGCUCGGCCAAGACCAGCGAGGGCUUCCGGCUGCACAAGACAGCCGUGAAGCAUGCCUUCAAUGUGCCCACUCUGACCGAGUGCGAGAGGCUGUGCUCUGACCAGAGGCCCAGCUUUAUUUGCCACACCUUUAGCUAUCGUUACAACCAGGCGGGCAGGGACAAUUGCAUGUUGUGCGACAGACCCAUCAAUAUGUUGGAUUACUAUGUGGACAUUGAGCCGGAUAGGGACUAUGAUAUAUACUCCAUGGCGGAUGAUAUGGAUGUGUGCCGGCAGCCACCGCGACGACAUGACACUGCUGGUCCAAGUACAGCUCUCUCUGAUCCCAGAAAUGCUCAAUGCUUCUUCCGUGCUAUUGAUGCCACAAGGUUCUUCAAGUCCAUUGUACGCGACUCUUUGACUGUUCGCUCUGUGGGAGAGUGCGAGAUGGAGUGUAUCCGUUCUACCAAGUUCACCUGCCGUGCCUUUGCCUUCCGUUAUGGACAGCAGCGGCAUGCGGGAGUCAUUGAUAAUUGCCAGCUGAGUGAUUGGCCAGUAAGGGAUAUGGACAAGGAGCGUCAUCUGAUUCUGGAUGCGGCUUUCGACAUCUUUGAGCGGGCCAGCUAUGGUCAUGGCUGUGAGAUUCAGCCCAUUGUGGAUGAGAAGCACAAGAAACUUUGCUAUUUGGGCUAUGGCUCACCGGCUCGACUGUUACCACCAGCCAUCAAGAAGGUGAUAUCGGUGCCCUCAGAGAUGGCCUGCAAAAAGGAAUGUAUACGCUUCAGGGAGACGACACCCUUCAAGUGCUUUGCCUUUAGUUAUGGAUCCCAUGCCAGCUCUUUCAACUGCGAACUCUCAGACCUCGAUCAGACCGAACUGAAGCAGGAUGUGCAUUAUACGCACACCAAGGAGCGUGAUUUCUGGCUAUUUGCCUGGAAUCCCUUCGACUGGACCUGUCGGGAUAAGGUCAACACCAUCGGUGGUUCACGGGUGAACAACGAUCGGCGAAUGGAUAUCUUCCGGGAACCGGGCGAUGUGGCCUGGCGCCAUUAUACCGUUUCCGGCAAACCCUGCCGCCGGAGUAGCCCCUGCGAGAAGAACCUGGUCACGGGCUUCUAUUCCUGCGAGACGGAUGCCUCCGAGGUGGGUUCCUGGGACUAUUGCUGCAAGGCGGAUCAUCCGUGUGGCUACAGUAAGGGCUUUGACUAUCCUUGGUGCUUUGUGGGCGAUGAGUUUGAUCAGUGGCGUAAGUGUAGCGAUCGGUAUUUCCCUGGAAAGAAUUCCACUCAGGUGACACACUCUCACUUUGGCCUGCCCAGUGCCAAGGAGAAGCAGAAGCAUCCACAUUCGUCGCAUCCCUCGCAGCAGGCCACAGCGGCCAGCAGUGAGUAUAGCCAGCAUCCGCCGCGUCCUGGAGGACUCCAGAGCCUUAGCGACUUUGCCGCCGCCCGGCUGUGGCCCGUGACCUACCUGUACAGUGAGGGCCCGCCCAAUGCCACCGAGUUCAGCAACUUUGUCGACUGCAACAAGGAGUCGUGCUAAUUGUAGUUGCUCUUUAAUGUUAAGACAUAAAUAUAUAUAGAUGUACAAUAGAAGCUCCCCCCAAUGAAAUCCCCGUUGUACUCCGAGCCGCGUCGACGUUGUCGUUGCUGUGAUCAUCAUUGAGAUUUGGAUACCA
Messenger RNA from Drosophila serrata, 4330 nucleotides. RefSeq lists its product as uncharacterized. The record is from RefSeq and is a predicted model, not a curated record. NCBI's taxonomy places the organism in Eukaryota, Metazoa, Arthropoda, Insecta, Diptera, Drosophilidae. Gene Ontology annotation, biological process: anatomical structure morphogenesis.